Molecule: messenger RNA, 1119 nt
Organism: Rhea pennata
Lineage: Eukaryota; Metazoa; Chordata; Aves; Rheiformes; Rheidae
Gene: ACTL10
Product: actin like 10
Exons: 1
Coding region: 1-1119 (372 amino acids)
Source: RefSeq, a predicted model, not a curated record
AUGGAAAAGACUGCAGUCAUUAUAGACAAUGGUAGCAGCUUCACUCGGGCAGGCUUUGCAGGCCAGAAAAAACCCACAUUUGUGCUAAGGACCAUGUCUUUGCAUCCCACCUGCCCAGGUGCAAUAUGGGAGACCCCAUGUCAUCUCACUCCAGCUGAGAGUGGGAUAGGCUUUGCCACAGAAUCCAGGACUUACCCACUCAAGCAUGGCAUCAUUGUAGACUGGGACAGCAUGGAAAACCUGUGGAAUCACCUGUUCUUCUGCGGCCUGAAAGCUCUCCCAGAGGAACACCCAGUGCUCAUGACUGACUCCCCGUCUUGCCCCACCACUAACCGGGAAAAAGUGGCAGAGGUUCUUUUUGAGACCUUCAGAGUGCCUGCCUUGCAUGUGGCUAACACGGGGUUCCUUUCCCUCUGUGCCUAUGGCAGAGUCACUGGUUUGGCUGUGGAGGCUGGAGCAGGAGUGUCUCAUGUCACCUCUGUCUGCUUGGGCCAGACCUGGAGGGAGGCCACCUACCGCCUUGAUGUGGCUGGUUGCUUUCUCUCCAAUUAUUUGCAUAACCUGCUGAUGAAGAGCUCCAAUGAUCCCCCAGUUUUGAAGGCCUUGAAGAAGAAGACUGUGAUCCAGUUGAAGAAGCAAUGUUGCUAUGUCUCCAUGGACUAUGAAGGAGACCUGCAAGACCAAGCCCACCAUCACCCAGCAGGAUUCCAGACCCCCGACGGGCACUGGAUAACCCUGGAUAAGGAACGAUUCUGCUGCCCUGAGCCACUCUUCCAACCAAAGCUACUCAACCAAAGUUCCCCAGGGCUCCACCUCUUGGCCUUCCAAAGCCUCCAGAAGAUACCAGAUCACUGCAGGAGGGACAUGAUGGGUAAUGUUGUGCUAUCAGGUGGCUCCUCAAUGUUUCCUGGCUUUCCAGAGAGGAUGUGCUUGGAGUUGAAUGCCUUGUUCCAUGGCACAGACUGUCAGAUUAAACUUCUGGCCACCCCAGAGAGGUGCAUGGCAGCCUGGGCUGGAGGCUCGAUGACAGCAUCACUCAAAUCCUUCCAGCACAUGUGGAUGGGAAAGGGUGAGUACAAGGAGCAUGGUGCAGAAUAUGUGCAUACAAAGUUCCAGUAG